Messenger RNA from Seminavis robusta, 1437 nucleotides. NCBI's taxonomy places the organism in Eukaryota, Bacillariophyta, Bacillariophyceae, Naviculales, Naviculaceae. The record is from the annotation of a GenBank genome assembly.
CAAACCAGUUCCCUUUUUUUAAAAUUUACUCACAUCUUUCUUCUACUAACUUAGGCUGGUGAGAUCUCCUUGGAGCCUCACGCACUUUCCGCACCAUCACUUCAUUUAUUUUUCCUCGGCACGAUCUGCUGGGGCUGUCCAUUUCACUGCGAGAAUUGCGAACCCCCAUUAUUUGAUGGGUGAUGGACAGCAACAUAUCUGAAUGGACCACAACCAAGAACAAUUCCGAACUGGACCAACCAAACGCAUUGGGACUGUUGACGUUACUAUCUAUCUCCCUUGUCUCUCCAUAGGACACUCACAAAUCCAGCAACGGGUAAAAUAACAAGAACAUCGCUCAGCCAAACAAGAGAAGAAGCUCUAAUGAUCAAAGUUCCAGCUGCUCCAUCUACCAAUCGCAUGAAUUGCACAACCGAAGAAUGGCCCUCUUUGGGGACUCCCCAAGUCAACACCCCAUCCGAAGUGGCAGAUAAAGGAGGAGACGACUGGGAAAUGCUGUCGCCUUCGGACAGUGGCCAGAUGGGUGAGAACGGAGAAGAGGUAGUCCUUUCCAUCCCCAGGCCUCUAAAGAAGGGUCUGACCCGAAAGAAUUCCGCGUCGGCACCGGAUCUUCGAGUGCUAGAUGGUGAAGAGGACUAUUCCUUGCUGGAUGCACAGACGCAUCUAUCCUCCAGCGUUGUCGUGGUACCCUCCGUGGCAGCCAGCUCAGACGCCAAGAAUCCAUGGCUCAACAAGAACAAGGUAUCCUUCAAAGAUGCCAUCUUGACACCCAGCAAGUAUGUUCCAUCCGAAAAGACCAAGACGACAGCUGCUAUUCCCCGUGCGAAAAACAAGGUCAAGUCCCGCUACGUCGUGACACCCAUCAAACGCUGUGCCAAGAGCACUGGUGAUUUGUUAGCACUGGCAGAACAAGAAAUGGACGAAAUCUUGGGAGAAAGCGACGCACAGGAAUAUUACCAGCGCAAAUCUCAUGGGGCUCAUGGACGCACCAAUGGAAUGAAGCAACGCCCUGAUGAGGCCAAGCGCAAAGACAUGAUUGUGCAAAAGAAAAAUAUGCAGAGGCAGCAGCAAGGCAGGUAGAAGAAAACCCAUCCAGGCAAAAGGACAACAAAACCAGUGCAUUAAUCAAUCAUCGUCAACCGCCCCCCAUCCACAAGAAACUUCACGCGCAAGCUAUGCUAUGGUUCCUCAUCCACAACAACACAACAACAGCAAAACCUAUGAAUACAGGGGCGUCGGGGGGAAAGGACAACAACAAUACAACUUGACCUCGGGACUUGCCUCCAUCAGUUAACUUUAAAAAUACUCUAUUUCGCAACAAGGAUUCCAAACUCUGGAGGAUUCGUACCGGUGUGGUUCAUCCCAGUUAAGUGAAGCCUCGUAGGAGGAUGUGAAUAGCCGAUUCGGGCCUUUCGACCAUACGGUUCUACUGCGUCG